This is a messenger RNA of Danio rerio (zebrafish), 6333 nucleotides long. Lineage: Eukaryota; Metazoa; Chordata; Actinopteri; Cypriniformes; Danionidae. The record is from RefSeq and is a predicted model, not a curated record.
AUGACGUCACAGAUUUGCGCCGUGUCUGUGUUUCGGCCAAGGGUUUGUGUUUUCGGAGCGUAUAAAUCAGUUAAAAACGCUCAGUAAUCGCCUGUUUAUCGUCGAUAAAUCCACCAGAAACACAAAUUCAGCGUCUGUAGGCAAAGAGGAGAGAAACCGAGCCUCCAGAAACUUCGAGUUAAUUCCUGCUUUGCAAACUCAACAAAACCACAGAGAAGCUGCACACUUGUAAAGAUGGCGUUUAUUAAAGAGGAGUGUGAGGACAUCAGGAUUGCAGAUGUUUUCACGCUGGUAAAAGAAGAGCCUGAGGAUCCAAUAGGUGGCUCUUCUGUGUGGAAUUCAUGCAGUUUUCUCAGAAACAGUGUGACUGAUUUACUUGAAAGUUGGGCAGAUGAAUUUUCAUCAGGUGAAGAGUUUGAUCCUGAAUCACAGUCUGACUUGAACUCAAAAACUGAACUGCAUUUAGAAAGGUCUAUCAGCAACACUACUGAGAACUCUCUGGAGCCUUGCAUGACCACUGAGAGGAAGUCCUCUAGCCUGAACGUCACAGGAGAUUCACUCAUUCACAAUCUGUCCUCCUCACCUGACUUAAGCCCCGGCAGCAUCACUAAAGCAGAGGAUGAGAACACCACAAUUAAAACAGAAGAGAGAGAUGCAUCUAUCCCAGAGGAUACAGCGAGUGAUUCAGUCUCGUCUUCAAAGGGCAUCACCACUAAAGGUGGUGAAAAUUUCUGUUUUGUUUGUGGAAAGCCACAAAUCAAAAUAGCUCGACAUUUUAAAGUGCAUAAGCAUGAAAACACCGAAAUUGCACGAGCACUCAGUUUACCAGCUCACUCCAAGAAACGAAAGGAAUUGCUGCAGAUGUUGCGAAACAAAGGCAACUUUAUGCACAACAAUGAUGUGCUGAAGAAAGGAUCGGGUGCCCUGAAAGUUAAACGCCGUUCUGUAAAACGAACCGCAAACAAGUACACGUACUGUGUUCAUUGCCGGGGGAUGUUUGUUUGCGAGGUACUCAAGAGGCACAUGAAGAAUUGCUCAGCCAAAAGAGUCCAUCAGGAAGCACUGGGAGCACAGGGUCCUGCUGAAGUGGCCAACGCUGCAAUUCCAGUGUGCUCUUCUGUGUCUGAAUCACACAGUUUCCAGAGUGUGCCUGAUUCACCUGAAAGCCUGGACAAAGAUCUGUUGCUAGGUAACAAAUUUGAUCCUGAAUCACAGUCUGACUUGAACUCAAAAACUGAACUGGAUUUAGAAAGGACUAUCAGCAACACUAUUGAGAACUCUCUGGAGCCCUGCAUGACCACUGAGAGGAAGUCCUCUAGUCUGAACAUCACAGGAGAUUCACUCAUUCACAAUCUGUCCUCCUUACCUGACUUAAGCCCCAGCAGCAUCACUAAAGCAGAGGACAAGAACACCUCAAUUAAAAGAGAAGAGAGAGAUACAUCCAUCCCAGAGGAUACAGCGAGUGAUUCAGUCUCGUCUUCAAAGGGCAUCACCACUAGAGGUGGUGAAAAUUUCUGUUUUGUUUGUGGAAAGCCACAAAUCAAAAUAGCUCGACAUUUUAAAGUGCAUAAACGUGACAAUGCUGAAAUUGCACGAGCACUCAGUUUACCAGCUCACUCCAAGAAACGAAAGGAAUUGCUGCAGAUGUUGCGAAACAAAGGAAACUUUAUGCACAACAAUGAUGUGCUGAAGAAAGGAUCGGGUGCCCUGAAAGUUAAACGACAUUCUGUAAAACGAACCGCAAACAAGUAUACAUACUGUGUUCAUUGCCGGGGGAUGUUUAUUCGGGAGGAACUCUGGAGGCACAUGAAAAAAUGCUCAGCCAAAAGAGACCAUCAGGAAACACUGGGAGCACAGGGUCCUGCUGAAGUGGCCAAGGCUGCAAUUCCAGUGUGCUCUUCUGUGUGUGAUUCACAGAGUUUCCAGAGUAAGAGUGUGCCUGAUUUACCUGAAAGCCUGGACAAAGAUUUGUUGAGAGGUAACGAGUUUGUCCCUGAAUCACAGUCUGACUUGAACUCAAAAACUGAACAGGAUUUAGAAAGGUCUAUCAGCAACACUACUGAGAACUCUCUGGAACCCUGCAUUACCACUGAGAGGAAGUCCUCCAGCCUGAACGUCACAGCAGAAGAUUUGCUCAUUCACAAUCUGUCCUCUUCACCUGACUUAACCCCCAGCAGCAUCACUAAAGCAGAGGACGAGAACACCACAAUUAAAAGAGAAGAGAGAGAUACAUCCAUCCCAGAGGAUACAGCGAGUGAUUCAGUCUCGUCUUCAAAGUGCAUCACCACUAGAGGUGGUGAAAAUUUCUGUUUUGUUUGUAGAAAGCCACAAAUCAAAAUUGGUAGACAUUUCAAAGUGCAUAAGCGUGACAAUGCUGAAAUUGCACGAGCACUCAGUUUACCAGCUCACUCCAAGAAACGAAAGGAAUUGCUGCAGAUGUUGCGAAACAAAGGCAACUUUAUGCACAACAAUGAUGUGCUGAAGAAAGGAUCGGGUGCCCUGAAAGUUAAACGACAUUCUGUAAAACGAACCGCAAACAAGUACACGUACUGUGUUCAUUGCCGGGGGAUGUUUAUUCGGGAGGAACUCUGGAGGCACACGAAAAAAUGCUCAGCCAAAAGAGACCAUCAGGAAGCACUGGGAGCACAGGGUCCUGCUGAAGUGGCCAAGGCUGCAAUUCCAGUGUGCUCUUCUGUGUGUGAUUCACAGAGUUUCCAGAGUAAGAGUGUGCCUGAUUUACCUGAAUGCCUGGACAAAGAUUUGUUGCGAGGUAACGAGUUCGUCCCUGAAUCACAGUCUGACUUGAACUCAAAAACUGAACAGGAUUUAGAAAGGACUAACAGCAACACUACUGAGAACUCUCUGGAGCCUUGCAUGACCACUGAGAGGAAGUCUUCUAGUCUGAACAUCACAGCAGAAGAUUCACUCAUUCACAAUCUGUCCUCCUCAUCUGACUUAAGCCCCAGCAGCAUCACUAAAGCAGAGAACGAGAACACCACAAUUAAAACAGAAGAGAGAGAUGCAUCCAUCCCAGAGGAUACAGCGAGUGAUUCAGUCUUACCUUCAAAGGGCAUCACCACUAGAGGUGGUGAAAAUUUCUGUUUUGUUUGUGGAAAGCCACAAAUCAAAAUAGCUCGACAUUUUAUAGUGCAUAAGCGUGACAAUGCUGAAAUUGCACGAGCACUCAGUUUACCAGCUCACUCCAAGAAACGAAAGGAAUUGCUGCAGAUGUUGCGAAACAAAGGCAACUUUAUGCACAACAAUGAUGUGCUGAAGAAAGGAUCGGGUGCCCUGAAAGUUAAACGCCGUUCUGUAAAACAAGCCUCCAACAAGUACACGUACUGUGUUUAUUGCCGGGGGAUGUUUAUUCGCCAGGAACUCAAGAGGCACAUGAAAAAUUGCUCAGCCAAAAGAGACCAUCUGGGAGCACUGGGUCCUGCUGAAGUGGCCAAGGCUGUAAUUCCAGUGUGCUCUGCUGUGUUGGAAUCUCACAGUUUCCACAAAAAGAGUGUGCCUGGUUUAUCUGAAAGCUGUGAACAAGAAUUGCCAUCGGUUGAAGAGUUUGUCCCUGAAUCGCAGUCUGGCUUGAACUCAAACACAGAAUUGGAUUUAGAAAGGUCCACCAGCAACACUACAGAGAACUUGCUGGAGCCUUGCAUGACCAGUGAGAAAAAGGCCUCCAGCCUGAACAUCACAGCAGGAGAUUCACUCAUUCACAAUCUGUCCUUCUCACCUGACUUAAGCCCCAGCAGCUUUAUUGAAGCAGAGGACGAGAACACCACAAAUAAAAGAGAAGAGAGAGAUACAUCCAUCCCAGAGGAUACAGCGAGUGAUUCAGUCUCGUCUUCAAAGGGCAUCACCACUAGAGGUGGUGAAAAUUUCUGUUUUGUUUGUGGAAAGCCACAAAUCAAAAUAGCUCGACAUUUUAUAGUGCAUAAGCGUGACAAUGCUGAAAUUGCACGAGCACUCAGUUUACCAGCUCACUCCAAGAAACGAAAGGAAUUGCUUCAGAUGUUGCGAAACAAAGGCAACUUUAUGCACAACAAUGAAGUGCUGAAGAAAGGAUCGGGUGCCCUGAAAGUUAAACGGCAUUCUGUAAAACAAGCCUCCAACAAAUAUACAUACUGUGUUUAUUGCCGGGGGAUGUUUAUUCGCCAGGAACUCUGGAGGCACAUGAGGAAUUGCUCAGCCAAAAGAGACCAUCAGGAAACACUGGGAGCAUUGGGUCUUGCUGAAGUGGCCAAGGCUGCAUUUCCAGUGUGCUCUUCUGUCUGGUAUUCACACAGUUUCCAGAGUAAAAGUGUUCCGGAUUUACCUGAAAGCUGGGACAAAGAAUUGUCAUCAGUUGAAGAGUUUGUCCCUGACUCACAGUCUGGCUUGAACUCAAACACGGAAUUGGAUUUAGAAAGGUCUAUCAGCAACUCUACUGAGAACUCUCUGGAUCCUUGCAUUACCAUUGAGAAGUCCUCCAGCCUGAACAUCACAGCAGGAGAUUCACUAAUUCACAGAAUGUCCUUUUCACCUAACUCAAGCCCAAGCAUCAUCACUGAAGCAGAGAACGAGAACACAACAAAUAAAAGCGACGAGAGAAAUAGAUCCAUCCCAGAGGAUACAGCGAAUGAUUCAGUCUCGUCAUUAAAGGGCGUCACCACUGUGUCUGGAGGUGGUAAAAAUUUCUGUUUUGUUUGUGGAAAGCCACAAAUCAAAUUAGCUCGACAUUUUAAAGUGCAUAAGCGUGAAGAUGCUGAAAUUGCACGAGCACUCAGUUUACCAGCUCACUCCAAGAAACGAAAGGAAUUGCUGCAGAUGUUGCGAAACAAAGGCAACUUUAUGCACAACAAUGAUGUGCUGAAGAAAGGAUCGGGUGCCCUGAAAGUUAAACGACAUUCUGUAAAACAAGCCUCCAACAGGUAUACAUACUGUGUUCAUUGCCGAGGGAUGUUUGUUCGCCAUGAACUUAAGAGGCACAUGAAAAAAUGCUCGGCCAAAAGAGACCAUCAGGAAGCACUGGGUCCUGCUGAAGUGGCCAAGGCUGCAUUUUCAAGUACUGUAUAGGAGUGUCUUAAAAUUCCUUCAGAAGAUUAAGAGAUGCCAAGUGUGAAUCAGCAAAACCUGUGUUGUAUUCAGUUAGUCAAAUCUGUCUCCAGAUUGUGUGUCUUUCACCACAAGGAUGUCUGCAAAAGCAAAAAUACAACAAAAAAAUGUUGUCUACUGCUGAACAAAGACAUUGAUAACCUUACAACUUCUUGAAGGUGCUUCGCAUUCAGCUUUCAAAAGAACUCUGACAAUCACUAGAGAUAUAAUAUUCAAUCAACGACAGUCCGAAGAAGUCCCUGAGUACCUGACAUCAACUAUGAAAGCACAUGGCUGCAACAUCACAAAUACUAAAUCUGAAAGAUAAUGAACGAAUGAAUAAUGAAAUAAUGAAAAAGUUUUUAGGGAGAUGAUGUGAGAAGACUUCAAGAGUAUUAUUAGUAUGCCAGCUGCAAACAUUAAAAUUGCAGAAUCUUCAAAAAUACUUUACAAGGAUGAUUUCUCAGUGAAAUUCAAGAUCUUGACAAGCAAAAGAGGAAGAAAAGGACUCGUGAAAAGAGUUUGGACCACCUCAGAAGUCUAAGCAGUCAUGGACAUAAAAGCACGUUGGGGAGUACAUAAGUAAAGAAGUAGCAAGAGAGUGAAUUCUGCAAAAAGAAUGCACACACCAUUCUUGGUUGACUGGCACAAUCAAAUCAAACUGCUGUCUUGCUUGAACAUUAAAAAAAAACUGCUGUUUGUAGUUUUUGUGUCUUGUUAAACCAACGUUUUCAUAUUUUAUGGCAUUAUGUUAACCACAAAAAGAAAAUUCCAUCUUCAUUUCCUUGAAUGAAGUUGUACUAAACCUUGAGGAUUUACUGUUUUUCUUUUUCUGGUCCCCAUCAUAGAACUUUCAAAAAUAUGAAGCACCUGUUUUUUGGAUGUUCAAAUAAUCCAAAUAGUACAGUUGUCAAAAAUAUAUAUUUUUUGACUUUAUUUUUGCGCCCGGUAAAUCAUAUGGGGCUGUUUUUAAACCCUCAUCUAGAAUUUGAUUGUCAUAAAACAAUAGUGACAACACUGAUGACUGCUGUAAAGAUGUAUAAUAUUAUGAAAUAAUAUUGUAUAUAAUAUCUGGUAUGUAAUACCAGACUGUUUAUUAGUCAUUUCAAAUGAUGUGCGUUAAAGGUUUUGUACUGAAAGGUAUACUUACUGAAAAUGGAGGAUUUGGAUUCUGUGUCAACCUAAAAACCAUUUUAACUUGACUUACUUAUUCUUCCAGUUCUGUGUCAUUCCCUUUUAAAUAAAACGUUGUGUCUUGUA